Molecule: messenger RNA, 2096 nt
Organism: Seminavis robusta
Lineage: Eukaryota; Bacillariophyta; Bacillariophyceae; Naviculales; Naviculaceae
Source: the annotation of a GenBank genome assembly
AGCCAACCUGUGUACUCGAACCCUAUUGGAGUUCUCGCAGGCCACGCAUGUACGAUCUUUGAAGAUCGAAGAGGAGGGAGCCAACGCCUCAAAAUCUGAACCACUUUCCCCGCAGUCUAUCCUUCAACAGGAGCAAGAUGACGGUAAGUAGCAGCGGCAAUUCUUCUCUCGUAGAAGAACGUCGGCGAGCCAUUGAACGAUGCAUUGACUGGGUGGAGACAUAUGGGAGACAACGCAUGGAAGAGGAUGGAAGCCACCAUGAUUAUCCUCACGUCUUGAAACUGGAUCGGAUUGAGUUUGUCACUACUACUAGUAGUGAUAGUGAUAAGAAUGCCGCGCCCAUGGUGGGAUUGUUUGCCAAAGAAUCGAUUCGCAAGGGUGACACGUUGGUGACCAUUCCGGAAGCCUGUGUAUUGAGUGAAAGUCAUCCUCUGUUGAUGGAUUUAGCGAGGGUCUGUAUUGAUUCAGCAAUGAAGGCGUUUCGAGACAAUUUGACGACACAAUGGAAACAAAAGAGCAACACUCGAAACCCCUGGAAUUCCUUUGCAAACGAGCAAAGCCAAGGACGCGUCCUUUGUCUGGAUGAACUCCGAUUGGCGUUGCAAUUGACGUUGUUGGUGUAUGCGCAUCGAGUCAAAGCAUCCAUUGGAGGGACACUCGGAGAUGCUGCAACUCAUUUCAAGAGUUAUUUGGAAGCCUUGCCACCAUCCUACGAGUCGCUGAUUUUUAAUUGGACGGACGAGGAAAUGGAACUACUCAAAGGAACCGCCUGUCAUGCCGUGGCUCUGCGAUUGCGACGAGAAGUGGAGGAAAAUUGGGAACAAUCCUUUGCAUCGGUAUUGGAGGAAUAUCUCCAACAACAACUACAACCAAAUGACAAGGUGGACUCGACCCUAUUAAAGGAAUCCUACUUUCACGCUAUUUGCUCCAUUUAUUCCCGCAUGCAUUCCUUGGAUGCCGCCAACUUUGCAAGUACGACUGUUACAGCCGAAACCAACACGCGCACCCUCUGUCCAUUGUUGGAUAUGCUCAAUGGAGACAAGGAAUACAGUCCUCGCUGCAAUGUUCAUGUGCUGCAUUAUCCGGGUAUUCACGUGGCCGUCCAAGCCACGCGAGAUAUUGCCAAAGGAGACGAAGUCAUCUUUUCCUACGGACAAAUUUCCAGUCAAGUCUUUGUCACCAAAUUUGGAUUCGUACCAGUGGCAUCGACAACUGGAAAACCCCUUAUUGAUGGAUUGGAUGUUGUGCAUGUGGUGCCACCACCCAAAUUAGUGUGGGAAGAAGGCGACGAACGACGAUGGAAAUCCCUCACAAGUGACAAAAACAAGGUCUUGGAACGGCGUCAUUUGACGGAAUUUCCACCGGAAGAUGGGACCCCGUUUGCAUUCAUGGGAUCCCCUAUCGACAUGGCCAAAGUACGGGGAUCGGAAUCAUGGCGGCCUGUCUACUUGAACAAUUUGCAUCUCUAUGCCUUGUUUUCAUUGUCGAAUGAUGACGGAGCCGAGGUUGUGGUGGAACCAUUUGAACCAGGGUCGAUUAUUCUGGAUAUGAUUGAUUAUCGACUCGACCAAAUGCCAACAAUAGACGAUGACUUGGUGAGUAACGCUUCUGGCAAUAAAAAGACUGCCAUUCUCUGCCGCAUGCUGGAACGCGAAAUCUUGACCAUGUGGAGGCAUGCCAUUGCCAAACAGUACGAGUGUUAUGGAGAAACCAGCCCGACCACCGGCAAGAAAUAUCUCCCAUUGCGGGGUCAAAAAGAAGGUUGCGCUGUUUGUCAAACGGCAUUUUCCGGUCCCCUGAAGAGCUGUACCCGAUGCAAGGCUGUGUUUUAUUGUGGUCGAGGUUGUCAAAAGGAAGAUUGGAAGGCGGGGCACAAGGAAGCUUGCAAGCCCGUCUCUAGCUAGCUAACUGCUGGCAGAUCAUUCGAUGUAUGAUUUGGCUCCUCAAAGUUUCUUGCUGGACCAACAAGGCUAGAAGCGUAGAGUUCAGGCAAGGCAUGGCUACUGGCCAUUGCGACACACAGCACAUCAGUGCAAUUAGGCAGAAUGUUCAAGUCAGUUGACCCUCAAGCUAAAGGUAGUUCAGUUCCUCAAGUC